Molecule: messenger RNA, 3956 nt
Organism: Papaver somniferum (opium poppy)
Lineage: Eukaryota; Viridiplantae; Streptophyta; Magnoliopsida; Ranunculales; Papaveraceae
Product: phospholipid-transporting ATPase 6-like
Exons: 12
Coding region: 27-3461 (1144 amino acids)
Biological process (GO): phospholipid translocation
Cellular component (GO): plasma membrane
Molecular function (GO): magnesium ion binding; ATPase-coupled intramembrane lipid carrier activity; ATP hydrolysis activity
Source: RefSeq, a predicted model, not a curated record
UGUGAGAGAGCUCUGAGAAGGAAGUCAUGGAGGAGGACGUGGAGGGCGACGGAGGACGCGGCGGCGAUGACAUCAAAGCUCCUGCUAGAAAAGGAGGGACAAGUUAUCUGUUUGUUGUAGGAGUUAGCAUGCUUAAGGAAGCAAUUGAGGAUUGGCACAGAUUUACCCAGGAUCUGGAGGUAAACUCCCGAGUUGUAAACGUGCACGUAGGAGAUGGCAUAUUCAUAAAUAAACCAUGGAAAACACUUGCUGUCGGUGAUAUUGUUAAAGUUGAGAAAAAUGAAUACUUUCCGAGUGAUCUCCUUUUGUUGGCUUCAAGCUAUGAAGAUGGUAUUUGCUAUGUCGAAACUAUGAACCUUGAUGGAGAAACCAAUUUGAAGCUUAAGAGGUCCCUUGAAGCCACACUUAGUCUGGAUGAGGACGCUGAGUUCAUCAAGUUCCAAGCUACAAUACAUUGUGAAGACCCAAAUCCGAAUCUUUAUUCUUUUGUUGGAAAUUUCAAGUUUGAAGAUGAAUCAUACCCGUUAAGUCCACCUCAGGUGCUUCUAAGAGAUUCAAAGCUUCGUAACACUGAGUACAUUUAUGGGGUGGUUAUCUUUACUGGACCUGACACAAAAGUGGUACAAAAUUCGACCAGGUCUCCCUUGAAAAGGAGCAAAAUAGAGAAAAAGAUGGAUUAUGUAAUUUAUCUUCUCUUUGCAAUGCUUGUUCUAAUUUCUCUCUUCACAGCUAUCGGGUCAGCUUUGUACACAAAAACAGAAAUAUCCAAAUGGUGGUAUCUUCGUGUAGACGAAGAUGAUUCAUUCUUCAACCCAUUGAAACCAGCGUUAUCGGGUACGUUACAAUUCUUAAGGGAACUUAUUCUGUAUGGUUACUUAAUUCCCAUAUCUCUCUACGUUUCUAUUGAGGUUGUCAAAGUAUUACAAGUGUUGUUGAUCAAUAAGGAUAUACAGAUGUAUGAUACCCUAUCAUGCAAAUCCGUUGAAGCCCGUACUUCUAAUCUGAAUGAGGAGCUUGGUCAGGUGGAAAUAGUACUCUCUGACAAAACAGGAACUCUGACAUGUAAUCAGAUGGAAUUUAGAAAAUGCUCUAUUGCAGGUGUCUCAUAUGGUGGUGACAUAAGUGAAGUUGAUUUUGCUGUUUCUAAGCGAAUGGAUGCGGAUCUUGAAAAAUACGUCUUUAGUUCGCAGGGGUUUAAUUCUUUAAGUCAAAGCCUUGAGAAAUUUGAGUUCUCCUGUACUGAUUAUUCCAUUUCAAAAGCUUCUGUACAUCGUGAUAUUAUGAAAGAUCCAGGUCUGGUAAAUACAAAAAUGUCUCACCGGGAGAAUGCAACCAUGGUGAAGGGUUUCAACUUCCAGGAUGACCGUCUCAUGAACAAAAUGUGGAUGAGCAGAUCACAAUUACCUGAUGUUAUAAUGUUCUUCAGGGUCAUGGCUUUAUGCCACACUGGGAUACCUGUUGAAGGUGACAAUUCAGAGAAUCUGAAGUAUGAAGCAGAGUCUCCAGAAGAAGUUUGUUUUCUGAUUGCAUCCCAGGAGUUCGGAUUUCAAUUUUGUCAAAGAACUCAGUCUAUCAUGGUUCUUAAGGAGUUUGAUCCAUCUAAAAAAUUGAUUGUGGAGAGGAAAUACAAGCUGUUAAAUCUGUUGGAAUUCAGCAGUUCUCGUAAGAGAAUGUCUGUCAUAGUAAGUGAUGAAGAUGGUCAGGUCUUUCUACUAUGCAAAGGUGCAGACAGCAUUAUCUUUGAAAGACUGUCUGAUAGUGGAAAGUCAUAUCGGCAGGCAACAAGUGCACACCUUUCUGAUUAUGCAGAAGAUGGCUUGAGGACUCUGGCGUUUGCAUAUCGAAGAAUUCAACCAGAGGAAUAUGAAAGCUGGAAUACAAUUUUUACGAAGGCUAAGACUACUGUAGGUCCUGGAAGGGAAGAAUUACUAGAGCGUGCAUCAGAAAUGAUUGAAAAAAAUAUGAUUUUGGUUGGAGCUGUUGCAGUAGAAGACAAACUGCAGAAAGGGGUUCCAGACUGCAUAGAUAAACUUGCACAGGCAGGGCUGAAGAUAUGGUUACUGACGGGUGAUAAAAGGGAGACUGCCAUCAAUAUCGGGUUUGCUUGCAGUUUGCUUCGACAUGACAUGAUACAGUUCCAUAUAAGUUUAAGUAAAAAAAAUGAAGCAAGCAACGAAGAGAAGGCUAUGAUGGAAGAGAUAAUGCUUCAAAUUCAAACUGCUUACCAACUUACGUUCGAAGAAAGCGAUAAUGAAAUACCAUUUGCUCUAGUGAUUGAUGGGAAAGCCCUUGAGCUUGCUUUGAGAACUGAUGUCAAGGAUCAAUUCUUACGCCUGGCUACAAGCUGUGCCUCUGUUAUAUGCUGCCGUGUUUCUCCUAAACAAAAAGCUUUGAUCACAAAAUUAGUAAAGGAAUACACUGGUUGGACAACCCUUGCAAUUGGAGAUGGAGCGAAUGACGUUGGUAUGAUUCAAGCAGCAGAUAUUGGUGUUGGAAUCAGUGGCAUGGAAGGAAUGCAGGCAGUUAUGGCAAGUGAUUUCUCUUUGCCCCAGUUUUGUUUUUUGGAGCGAUUACUUAUAGUGCACGGGCAUUGGUGUUAUAAGCGAAUUUCCAAAAUGAUUCUCUAUUUUGUUUAUAAAAACCUUACAUUGGGUCUCACUCUAUUCUAUUAUGAGUUGUACACAAGCUUCUCAGGAGAGGUUGUCUAUAAUGAUUGGUAUAUGGUGUUAUUCAACGUUGUCUUAACUUCCUUGCCGGUUAUAGCUUUGGGGGUCUUUGAACAGGAUGUUUCAGCAGACGUUUGCUUACAGUUUCCAGCAAUUUAUCGCCAAGGACAAAAGAAUAUCUAUUUUAGCUGGAAAAGGAUUAUUGGUUGGAUAUUGAAUGGGGUUUUUGCAUCUCUUGCCAUUUUCACUUUGAACAUGUGCUUUCUCUCCCCUUCCGCUUUCCAAGAGAAGGGAAAAGUUGCAGAUAUUGCUCAUAUUGGAGCCAUUACAUUUACGUGCAUAAUUUGGACAGUCAAUUGUCAGAUUGCUCUCAUCAUUUCUCACUUCACGUGGAUCCAACAUCUUUUCAUCUGGGGGAGCAUACUAUUCUGGUACAUUUUCUUGUACGUUUAUGGUUUACUUCCUCCAGUAUAUUCAGAAGGAGGAUUCCAUAUAUUUACAGAAGCUCUGGGCACUGCACCCACAUAUUGGUUGGUCACAUUGAUUGUUGUUACUGUUUCACUUCUCCCCUACUUUCUCCACAUGGUGAUUCAACGGUUGUUUUAUCCAAUGGAUGAUCAUAUAUUACAAGAAAUGAAGCAUGAAGAGAAAGAUGUUACAGAAAGUGUAAUGUGGUUAAGAGAACAGAACAACUCUACACAAGAUACCCACAUCGGGUUCACAGCUCGAGUGAAUGCGAAGAUUCGUUUUCUGAAAAGACAAUUGCAACAGCAUAAGAAGAUUGCUGAAACAUAAACAAUAAACUCAUAGGAAAAAAUUGUGUAUAUCAAUGAGAAGUGAACCCCAUCCUUGGAGGUAUGUAGUUAUUGAUUUUCUUCAGGCUCUUGAUCAUGUUGAGGUAGAUUCCAUACAAAGUAAAAAAUGCUUAUGAAUUUGUAAAGUUUAUGUACCUUAACUUUGAUAUUAGCUUUGUCUGAAACCUGGAGGAGGGUGAAUCUUCACUGGUAUCAAUUAAGCAAGUUUAGGUGAUCAGUGGUUCCAUGGAAGUAUAGCAGGUAAAAGCGGGUGUCAGGUAAAGUCAUUUGGUGGUAAUACCAGUGAUCUGAGUUGAUAAAAAAAAAAUAGCAGGUAGAAUGGAAACAAAACUUUGAAAUUAGCGUCAGAAUCCAUGAAUAAAUUUACCGUUAAAGUCAUGGUAAAAAUUAACUUCUUAAAAAAAAAAAAAGUCCAAGUUCAAACUAGAGUCAGCUAUGACUUUAGGAUGCGGUUUGACCAAGCCAACCAGCUUUU